CUUUAGCCGGCUCUCAAGAUCUCAGAGUCUCGAAGCUCGGGGGACGAUAACCACCUGCGUUGUCCAGGAGCGCGUAGGGGGGGACUCAUCAAGUGCUCUUUUCUCAGGGGCUCCAUCUCAACGACAGCUGUAUGCCACGUCAUGCUGCGCGGACUCAGCCUCGAUGUGCUUCUUCAAGUCAUCCGGGUUUCGCCACUUAGGGACGCGCUCGCAGUGAUUUCCACAUGUCGCACCCUCCGAUGCGAAGGUUCUAAGACCUUACUCCUGGAGAACGAGAUCAGGAUUGACACAGGCGGACAGCUCGCUUCCUUCUUGACGUUCCUCAACAACGAGGAACUUCCCCGCUUCAGGUACUUGCGCGCGUUGUAUCUGAACGUAUUCACCUUUCCUCCUACCGUUACAGAGGACCUCACCGAGGCGUUUCCCCACAUGACGCAGUUGGAAACCCUCACACUGAUCGGGGCGGAGCUCCUCUACGUGUAUCAUCCGGAAGUAGCUUCCGCGCUCGCUGCGCUCACGUCCAUCCGACACCUUCGCGUAGUUUACGCAGGCGAUCGGGCUUGUAUUAUGCUAAAAGCGUUCAAGUCUCGUCUCGUCUCUGCAUCGCUCGUUUCUGACUGUCAUCGAUACUCGUCCUGGGACACGUAUCAUCCUCUCCACCUCGUGGCUGGUUCCGCGGACACCCUCGAGGACCUCACAACCAAAUUAUGAAGCGAUUCCCCCGGGCUCUCUGGUGCACAGUACGCCAUCCAUCCUACGCAUCCCUCCCUACGGCGCCUCUGCAUGGUCGAGAAUUGUACACCUUUCCUCAGGCCGUACUUUGUUUGCGCACCGAACCUCUCCUAUAUCUCGUUCGAAUCCAAGCGCUUUGAAUUCAGCGAAGGAGACCCGGUCGGGCGUGCCGAGACCCUAGGAGAAUACCACCACCUCUGCCCGCUGAGAAGUCCCCGCGAUUGACACGGCCCGGGCCCGGACUCGCUCGCACGACUCCUGCAGUCCCCUCGGCGAGUGCUCGUUAUCCAUCCCCACCGCCAGACGCACUCCCCCGAUCCACCCUCACAUGGCUUCCACACAUACCCUCGACUUCGACUACGACAUUCUUGUCGAACUCCUCUCAC
Molecule: messenger RNA, 1118 nt
Organism: Dichomitus squalens LYAD-421 SS1
Lineage: Eukaryota; Fungi; Basidiomycota; Agaricomycetes; Polyporales; Polyporaceae
Exons: 2
Coding region: 142-711 (189 amino acids)
Source: RefSeq, a predicted model, not a curated record